Messenger RNA from Racocetra fulgida, 614 nucleotides. NCBI's taxonomy places the organism in Eukaryota, Fungi, Glomeromycota, Glomeromycetes, Diversisporales, Gigasporaceae. The record is from the annotation of a GenBank genome assembly.
CAACCGUUUUCUUAAGUAGUGGUACUAAUGAUACUGAAAAUUUGGGUGCACCUGGAGUGGUUCUAAUUUCUGAAGAAAAUUAUCGAAGAAUAAUCGCUGAUCUAGUUAAUACAAAAGGGAAAGAACCUGAAGAUGUAAUCAAUGAUUUAGAUAGUGAUAUAUCAUCGCAAUUCGAUGAGUUAAUGUUUGACACUCAAACAAAUGAAACUGAUACAUCAAAUUUGGAAGAAAACCAACAGACUGAAGAUAGUCAAAUAAAUGAUUAUUUUAAAUUUUACAAAAGAAAGCAAAGUAAGAGUUUCAGUAAUGACUUUGAAAAUAAUGAGGAAACCGAUGAAUUACCUGCCUCAAUCAAUGUUACUGCAAAUACUUCUUCUCAAGCUAAUAGCGCACUCGAUAAUGAACGCAUUAAUGAUAAUCAGGAAGACGACUUUGAUGUAAGUGAUGACAAUUCACCAGGAUGGUUAGAAUGUGAAGAUUGCUACGGAAAUAAAAAGGAAUUAUGUGAAUAUUGUAAUUGUUCUAUAUGCAAAUGGAAAGGUGACAGAGGUCACAUCCUCUUGUGUGAAGGUUCUUGUGGCAAAAAUUUUUACCGUAUGCAAAUAGAAAGGUGA